GACUAAUAAUGAAAGGGUGUAGUAGGAUCUUUGGUAGCGUUAACUUACCAUCCCCAUAUACAUGUCUCUCGGACCAGCUUUUAACUCAAGCAUUAAUUUGCAUGUUUUAGUUUUUUAAUCAAUUGUGAAAAUUAUAUUUUCAAACGUUGUCUUUCCAUCACCACCGUUGACGAUUUACGGUUAUGAACGGAAAUGAUACCUGUUUAAUAUCCAUUGAUAUCUCUAACACUAAUGAUGGAUCUGUACUAUCUUUAAUUCCUGAAAGCAGUGGCUUACUGAUGCCUGCUUCACAUAGCAGGCGGAGGCUAUUCGAUAUGACAUAUGAUACCUUUAGCAAGCUAUAUCUUUUACAACUGAGAUGUCAAAGCUCUCCCAAUUUCCGACUCAACUUUAAUCCAAAGGUUGCUAAUAUAAAACAAGAAAACAAAAGGUUUUUUGUUGUAAACUGUGAAUCUUUCACGUCCUUGAACAAUUACUUUACUCGAGUGAUUUCCUAUGAUGAGCUAUCUUUGCAACCAAACGUGUGCGAGGUACCUACAUUAUUCGACACGAAAGACGACGUAUUUAAGUUCACUUGGGAUUGGAAUCCUACUAUUCAUAACUCUUCGGAGGAUGGUUAUACCAAUUAUUCGUGUUUAGCUAUUUAUUCGUUUGAGACUGAAUGCUUAGUGCCUAUUAACAAGUUUUAUUAUCACGUAAAAUGGGUCCCAUCCUGUGACUAUGAAGAUACUCCUAUAUCGUUCAAUCCUCCCACAACAGAAUCUCCCCAGACUGCUGACAUUGGUUUGUCACGAAGUCCUAAAUCUUUUCCUAAAGCAGCCAUAUACAGUUCGAAAACAACGCUAUAUCCUGAGACCUAUGAAGACAAUCCUUUUUUUCGAUCUAUUUUGCAUGAGUUAGAGCAGAAGUCAUCUUCUAUGAAGUUGUAUUAUAAAAAACUAAUGAAACGAGUUAUGCAGGCCAGUUCUGCUUUUGAAGAAUCCGAGUAUGCUCUCAAACGAUUAUCGGCCACUCUUUAUGAAGCGUCUACGGAUACAACUAUAGCUUCGCAGAAGAUGCUAAGUGAGUUUUUACUUCGCUCGUUUGAAUUAGAGAUGAUUGUCCUACGACAUAUGAAAGCUGAUUUUAUGAAUCAUUUGCAUGAGCCUUUACAAAGAAUAUAUUCAACCUCUAUAAAGCUCGUUGAUGAUAAGAGAGUUGAAUUUGAAGAACAAAGUAAAAGUUAUUAUACUUUAUUGUCUCGCUUUAUGUCUACUCGUAAAGACUCAAAGUUAUCUGAAUCGCUCUUUUAUGCGAAAGAAAAACGCUUCACCCUACAACGUUAUGAAUAUUACUGUUUUAUGCGAGAUCUUCAAAAUGGUACUACUAUGAGUGAAAUCAAUGAAGUUUUUUUAAAUUUUGUGACUCGAAGAUUUGAAAAAUUAUCCGACUAUAUCGAUUCGUUGAAUGAUUUAACACCUCAGCUACAACAUCAGAUGUCAAAGUUGGAAGCUUGCAAAGGAGAUCUUGCAUAUAGAGAAAAAUGCAGGAGAAAGCAACGGUCGGCUAUGAUGUUGAACAAAAUUCGGCCAAAGUCUAUGUUUUCUUUUCCAAUCUCGCCUUCCUCUGAUAUUUCAGAAAAUUCCGAUUUUACUGCAUACAGCCCAUCACAUUCUUCAUCGUCUGAAGAUUCCCAAAAGCUCAUGAGUCCUACGUCAAAUGCUAACACGCCCGGCUUAAUAUACAAGGAAGGACUUUUGUUUGUCUUCACAGUCUCUGAAUUAGGAGCCGAUUUAGCAGUUCACAGUAAAGCAGCCUGGCAUAAAUACUGGGUUGUUAUCAAGGAUGGUUAUGUACUGGAGUACGCAAAUUGGAAAGACUCCGAAAAGACUAGCGUGUGUUCAAUCUCACUGCGAAAUGCUUCAGUAAGAAAACUAAGAAAGCAACCUAGGAAGUAUUGUUUAGAAUUGGUAUCUCCAAAAGCAAAGCGCUUAUAUCAAGCAACUUCAGAAGCGGACUUGGAUACGUGGGUGAACUCCAUUAAUGAGUCUAUAAUAUCUUUAAGUAAACAAUCUUCUUCAGAUGAUUCUUUCAGAGUUUCUGAGGAGCAUCCCAUUUCUAAAGAGUUUUUAACCUUACCUGCGGAACGUGUUCGCUUGACCCGCAAAAUAAGUGGCACAGGAUUAAGGAGGGCAUUUACCAGAAAAGGUUCUUGGAAUUUUCCGCAGUUAUUUCGGAGUGCGAGUACAAAUACUAAAACUAUCGAGGAUUUAGAAAAAUAUCAUGCAACUGCAAACAUUUUCAUACAAAUGUUAGAAAGAAUCGAUCCCGAGAAUUCUAAAUGUGCUGAUUGUGGUUCUACUAAAGACGUGACGUGGUGCUCUAUCAACGUUCCAGUAAUGUUGUGUAUAGAAUGUAGUGGUGUUCAUCGUUCACUUGGUUGUCAUAUUUCAAAAACGCGUUCCCUUUUAUUUGACUCUCUCUCUCAACAGCUUAAGCUUCUAUUGUCUCGGGUAGGGAAUUCGGUCGUAAACCGUGUUUAUGAAGCAAAAUUAAAUUCAUUUUCCGGCAAGCCUUCUCCCGAUAGCGAUACGGAUUCGAAAAGCUUGUUUGCUAAGAGAAAGUACGUUGAACAUGCUUUUAUGGAUCUGUCAUCAGUAGAUCCUGAUAAAUAUCUCAUGGAAGGUCUAAAAGCGAAUGAGACAGAAAAGGUUUUGCUAGCAGUUGCUGCUGGACCAAACUUUAAAGAACAGGGAAUUGAUUUUCUCAAAGAAGUAACACAGGAUACGACUCGCUUGCAUUAUUUAGAGCUAAUGCUUUUAAACGGACUAUUACUGCCCUCAUCUGAGGAAUUGUCCGACUUUGCAUGUAAAGACAUGCAAUCGUUGUUGCAGCAGAGGCAAUUUGUUAAGUAUCGAGAGACAUGACUUUAAGAAAUAAGAAGAUACGGAUAGUCUGGCCGAAUAGGUAUUUCCUUCAGCGAUAUGCUGAAUAAAGAGUCGGGUCAAUUUACAACAUUUCUUUCUACUGUUAUUUCUCUUACUUGCUCGCUUUCUUUAAAUAAGAGUCAAGCAUUCCAGUUGAUUAUGAUUUUUUUUUCUUUUGAAAAAAAAGAUGCAUUCAUGUUUUCUAAGUGUUACUCGUAACAGCGCACAAGAUACUACUCAUUUAUUAUAAAAAGCAAAAGAUAAUUUUAAAUGGCAGUCCACGGCGAGUGUAUGCCCUCGUCAGUAAUGUUUGCGCUUUAACUUCUGGUGUGUCUUUGGUUUACGUUGACAAUAUCAUCUUGUCUGUUUGAUAUGAUUCGGUUUUUACAGAAUCUGAAAACUUGAUGAAAUACGCUCUUUUUAUCUGCCCCUUGAGACUCUGCUAUGUCUCUAUCCAAAUGUGAAACCUAUUUAUUAUUGAUCUUUUUUCUUCUGAUGAAACAUUUAUUUCUUUGAACAUUCAUUUUGGUACUAAUUUCCUAUUAAUAAUAACUAAUCUGAUUGUACCUUUUCUAAG
This is a messenger RNA of Schizosaccharomyces octosporus yFS286, 3483 nucleotides long. Its product is annotated as centaurin ADOP ribosylation factor GTPase activating protein family. Gene Ontology annotation, molecular function: GTPase activator activity. NCBI's taxonomy places the organism in Eukaryota, Fungi, Ascomycota, Schizosaccharomycetes, Schizosaccharomycetales, Schizosaccharomycetaceae. The record is from RefSeq and is a predicted model, not a curated record. The transcript has 3 exons. Bases 183 to 2906 code for a protein of 907 amino acids.